Molecule: messenger RNA, 1028 nt
Organism: Lemur catta (Ring-tailed lemur)
Lineage: Eukaryota; Metazoa; Chordata; Mammalia; Primates; Lemuridae
Gene: MEA1
Product: male-enhanced antigen 1
Exons: 4
Coding region: 227-793 (188 amino acids)
Biological process (GO): spermatogenesis
Source: RefSeq, a predicted model, not a curated record
CGCGGGUCCUCGCGCUGCCUGCAGCCUGGAACCCGUUGCGCGCCAACCGACACCUCGGUCCCCAACGAGAUAAACACUGCCAGGCUCGGUCCUUCCGGCGGGCAGCUGUGUGCGCACGUGCAGUCGGGGCUAAGUGAUCGAAGCCUUCCGGGACUUGUAGUCCGAUGGUUUCCCGAGGGACGUGAGGGCGGAGGAGCAGGCAGGCGCCGAAGGAGAGAUUCUGCGCAUGUGCAGAUGUGUCAAGCCCGAGGGGUCACUGGCCCCUGCCCGGAUGGCAGCAGUAGUUCUAGGGGGAGACACCAUGGGCCCUGAGCGUAUCUUCCCCAAUCAGACUGAGGAACUGGGACCACAUCAGGGCCCUUCAGAAGGCACUGGGGAUUGGAGCAGUGAGGAGCCUGAGGAAGAGCAGGAGGAAACGGGGGCAGGCCCAGCUGGCUACUCCUACCAGCCCCUCAACCAAGAUCCUGAACAAGAAGAGGUGGAGCUGGCGCCAGUGGGGGAUGGAGAUGUAGUUGCUGACAUUCAGGAUCGGAUCCAGGCCCUGGGGCUUCAUUUGCCAGACCCACCAUUAGAGAGUGAGGAUGAAGAGGAGGGUGGAGCUACGGCAUUGAGCAACCACAGUUCUAUUCCCAUGGACCCAGAACACGUAGAGCUGGUGAAAAGGACGAUGGCUGGAGUAAGCCUGCCUGCACCAGGAGUUCCUGCCUGGGCUCGGGAGAUAUCAGACGCCCAGUGGGAAGAUGUGGUACAGAAAGCCCUCCAAGCCCGGCAGGCGUCUCCUGCCUGGAAGUGACCACACUGAGAGCUGCCUUAUCUCCCUACAUUCCAUGCCAGAACCAGCAGAGGACUGAACACAUCCCUGGUUGCAAUGUCCAUCUCCAUCCUAUCUCCCUUUCCACAUCAAGGCAAAUCAGACUUCUUCUCAGAGACCCACUUUAUUCAGUUCUGUACAUAAGGGGACAUCGGCCCAAGCCCAACCCACCUUAGCAUGUAUCAGUCUGUGGAGAAUAAAGCACCCUAUGUACACA